Lentinula edodes (shiitake mushroom) is the source of this 3923-nucleotide messenger RNA. RefSeq lists its product as uncharacterized. NCBI's taxonomy places the organism in Eukaryota, Fungi, Basidiomycota, Agaricomycetes, Agaricales, Omphalotaceae. The transcript is spliced from 4 exons. Bases 75 to 3515 code for a protein of 1146 amino acids. Gene Ontology annotation, biological process: protein phosphorylation; intracellular signal transduction; microtubule cytoskeleton organization. Gene Ontology annotation, molecular function: ATP binding; tau-protein kinase activity; protein serine/threonine kinase activity. Gene Ontology annotation, cellular component: cytoplasm. The record is from RefSeq and is a predicted model, not a curated record.
CGCCAGUCACACUUUGGCCUUAACCAACAACAUCCUUAUUCAUCCUUCUCAUCGUUUCCGACGGCUUAUUGGAGAUGUCGGGGUCAGUGAGCCUCCAGAUACCAACCACGGACCUACCAGCGGGUCCUUCUCGUCAGCAAUAUGGCUCUUCAUCCGUUUCCAGACCUGUUUCUGUCAACGUUCACCCAUCUUCUGCUGGAUCAACGCCGUCCGCAUCGAGAAAACAGCGAGCUUCACACACAGUUGUGACUUCGACCACUCAACAACAACAGUCUCAGCAUAAUGGCUCAGGCAAUGGUCGCCAUGAAGAUAGCUCCCCGCCGUACACAGAUGUUUACAACCAUCCCGCUGCAGUAGCCUACGCUUCUGCGCAUCCACGACGAACUAUCCCUAAAUUUGGCCCAUAUCUGCUACUACAAACUCUUGGGGAAGGAGAGUUUGGCAAAGUCAAACUCGGCCUUCAUAGUACUUGGGGAGAAGAAGUUGCCGUCAAGCUUAUCAGACGUGGAAACGUCGAUAGCGCUGUUCGUAUGUCGAAAGUCGAACGUGAAAUCGAAGUUCUAAGAACCCUCAAACAUCCAAACAUUGUCCGUCUAUACGAUGUCAUCGAGACGGACAAAUACAUAGGAAUAAUCAUCGAGUAUGCUUCAGGAGGAGAGCUGUUCGAUCACAUCCUCGCACACCGCUAUCUGCGUGAGAGGGAUGCAGCGAAGCUGUUUUCCCAGCUGAUUUCCGGUGUGUGGUAUAUACACCAAAAGAAAAUUGUUCAUCGAGAUCUCAAACUCGAGAAUCUCCUGCUUGACCGACACCGGAAUGUCAUCAUCACUGACUUUGGUUUCGCAAACCGCUUCGAACAUCGUGCAGAUGACCUUAUGCAGACCUCGUGCGGUUCUCCCUGUUAUGCUGCGCCCGAACUGGUCAUCAGCGAGGGUCUCUAUGUGGGCAGCGCCGUCGACAUCUGGAGUUGCGGCGUUAUCCUAUAUGCAAUGCUCGCUGGUUACCUUCCUUUCGAUGACGAUCCUGCGAACCCGGACGGUGAUAACAUCAAUCUUCUAUACAAAUACAUCGUUAAUACCCCGCUUUCCUUCCCCGACUACAUAUCUGAAUCCGCUCGGGAUCUCCUGUCCAUGAUGCUCGUUCCUGAUCCUAGCAGGCGGGCUAGCCUCGAGAAUGUCAUGCAACAUCCUUGGUUGGCUGCAUAUCAUGCUCCUCCAACAGAUCCUAUCAGUGGUCAAAUCACUGCCUUUGGACGUACGGUAGAGGAGCUAGAGAGAUCUGCUAUGGAUCAGCACCAUCAAAAGAGAUUAGCUUACCAGAAACAGAUGAAGGCUGCCGCCGCCGCCGCCGCUCAAGCUACGGUUGCGGAGCGAGGUACACGCUCUCAGAGUUACCGUCAAGAGAGUUACACUAAUGGCGGGGCUCCGUCCGGCUCUUUCACCAGCCCCCCUACUCGGAGCCAAUCUAUCGAACCAGCGGUUUAUGAGACUCCGACUGAACAAUCGAGUGUUCAUAUCUUUUCACCGCCAACCUCUGCCUCUGUGGUUGGACGAGGGCCCAAAAGUAGUUAUGGAGUCGAUGUCGAUGAUCCAUUCGCUGCUCCGGCGGGUACCGUUGUUCCCCUAUCUGCUCCGGCGGAAAGCCCGGCCGAGAAGAAGAAGGCUAGACACACGGUGCAGCUUGAGUACGACGGCUCCCGUCCCUCACGGAGGGAGAAGGAGAGAGAGUACCAGGAAGAGCAUCGAGAGCGACGGAAACAAUCUGACCGUUCGCGUUCACCCAGCCACCGCCAGCAAAGUAGCUCGCAUGCACAGACACCCACAACUUCGAAUUCGGAUCGACGACGAGGGUCCCAAAGUAGUUCCUCGAAACCUGCUCCUGUAUCUCCAGCUCCUAUAACACCAUCCAGAAGGGGUAGUGAGAAUCGAUCUCCGACCACGCCGCGUUCCAAACCUGCGCCAGUCACCACCAUGGAUCCUCCUAGCAUCACUCUUGCUAGUCCUCCUGACACACCUCUCAAGUUUGCUCCUCACGUUUCUGAAACCGAUGGCGAAAAAGAGUUGACAGACAGAGAGGCACCCCAGAGUGGAUCACAAAGCUCCUCUGGAAGCAAGCACAAAAGAGGAAUGUCAUCUGUCGAUCGGUUGGCGAGAAUAUUCAAUGGACCUGACGGGUCUUCGGCAGACCCAAAUUCUCCUGCCCCUUCCAACGCCCCUAGCAAUACAUCGGGAUCCCUUUUGUCCCCUUCAACUGGCAGUGACAAGGAUGUGUCGUUGGCAAAUUCAAGUGCCAAGAAGAGUCGCCGAAACACCCUGACAGUCAUGGUAGAGCCGUUCAAGAGCACUCUAAAGAACAGGAACAAAGGACGGAUGACAUCAACCCCCAUGUCUUCUACGCCGGAUGCUGAUGAGAAGCGGGGACGGGACACUUCCUUACAACCCAGGAGUGCUAUUGCCACGGAAUCAUCCGGUUAUCCAUCGCCGAACGGUCAGGGUCAGGGAAUGCAUGCGUCGACCAACAAGGCCGUCAAAGUUAUGCAGUGGUUCAGAAACAAGAGCAAGGCGCGGGACUCUGUUACGGUUGGUGACCCUAUGCGCAGCACCAAUGCACUAUCCGAAGACGAGGAAAAGCUUGCUUCUGCAAGGGCUACCACACCAACUCAAAACAAGUACCGUGAAAAGAAUGUCAUUACCGGUGAUAACAUGAACCAGGUGAACACCUCACCUGCUGUUGUGGCUACCCCUCGCUCUGCUAGUCGUACGUCAAACAGACCGACGCGAACAGCGUCUACGGAUACGUCUACCACUACUCCUAGCUUCGUUACUAGAUUCAGGAACUCGGUUACGGUAGGGGGAGGCGGCGGGACUGUUACUGAGAGGUCCCAUCCCAAAACUCCAGGAGGCCAACUCCGCACACAUCAUGGUGCUGUCGAUCAAUCGACUGUGACUACCCGGCCUCCUCCAGAGGUAAUGAAGCAUGUUCAGGCAGUUUUGUUGGCUAUGGGGGUAGAAGUUCAAAUCGAGAGCGAGUUCAAGUUCCGCUGCAUCAGGAUGAAGCGGAAGAAAAUGCCAGGCGUUCCAGGUAGCGGUAAUGUCGGAUUCAUGGGUGGUAGCGGAAAUGGCCUGGCAGCAUUCAACAUGGUUGGAAGCGCGGCUUCAAAUGGGGUUGAUAAGCGUGGAUUACCUCUUCCUUCUCAUCAGAACUACUCAGGUUCUGCUGGGAUGCUUCGUGGUUUGUUGAUGCGUAGACAAUCAUCACAGGUGUCCGCGGGUGUAGGCUCCUCUUACGAGGAUGAUACCCCUAACAGUAGCGUCGUUGUAUCCGAAGGUUCUGCGCAAGACCCUCUCUACGGUGAUUCUUCCGAGGACGUCGGUGACGAAGUCAAGUUCUCCGUAGAAUUGACCAGACUUUCCGGCUUGACCGACACAUACAGUCUCGACAUCCGACGACUGAAGGGAAAUUUGCGCAGCUACAAAUUCUUAUACGAUAGCAUUAGAGUGCGCGCGGAACUAUCCUAAAUACAGAAAAGACUUGUAGUCAUAUUCAGACAUCCUCUAUAUGCUUACCUGCUAUCAUUCAUGUUGUGCACCAGAUACUUUAACCCAGUACCUCUUUUCUUCAAUUACACAAUAUAUCCUAAUCAUUGUUUAAUACCCUUUUCACCUCUUUACGUCUCUUACCCGUUUCAUUCUCGGGGCUGUUCCAUAAUAGUAACAGGUUUUGGCGAAUACACUUCUAAAUUUUAUGUCCAACCCUCGCAGGCCUUGCAAUUCUUCCAAUCUCACUGUCAAUUACUACGUUUUACUUUCAUGACACCUUCUCUGCAUUCUCGUAUACCUUUUAUUGUUUGGGAUUUACAUAUCAAUUCUCUGUGCAUAUCGUUUCAACCUGAGGAUCGCUACUAGGAAACAACAUGAACAAUGCUU